UCAGAUAUCUCAGCCUCAGAUACUAGCCAAUCCAUCAUAGUGGACUUUUCUCAGAAACUGUGGCGAUCAACGUCCCGAGACAUAUUGAGGGCUUAUCUACACCCCACUUUUGAGGAUAUCUGAGCCAGAAUAGGCAUGCGAAGUCCCGAACCAUGCAGAACAUAGCCAUUUCCGCAUCAAAUGAGAAGAGCACUAGUCUAUGCGAAGCACCGAUUCUAAAUCCGAGAAGGGCGCCUAAAAGCCGCAAUGGAUGUUUACGUUGCAAGGCCAAAAGGUUGAAAUGUGACGAAACGAAGCCCGGAUGCCAGCAAUGUGCCAAAAAGAAUGUGACUUGCCCGGGAUAUAAGUCCAAGUCGCUGGUCUGGUCUACUAAACAUGAGAAAAUGAUGGUGCCGAAUUCGGAUGGGUCGUUCCCUUCGACUUCAAGCAUUUCUGCUGCAGGACCUUCGAAUCCACCCUCUAUGAUAGACGAGAACCAAGUAGUCAAUUUUAAUGACCCAAUUUCUCAAAUUGAAUUCGAUAUCAGUCCCAUACCAACGGCUACUUCACCUAGAUCGCCAACUAUCGAGACCACCACAAGGAGGGAUUCAAACACAACCACGGACAGCUUGUCCGCCAUCAGACAACAGUUACAUCGCUCUACGGUACCUCAAUUUCUCUUGCAUCUGCCUACAAUGCUAGUAGAGUACUACUUCAGCUAUGUGUGUCAGAUCUUCUCCUCGUUCGAUGGAACACUCAAUCCUUUCCGAUCGACUGUUGGAAGAUUAUGGGACGGCUCAGCUCCAAUCUACUAUGCAAUACAGAGCAUGGCUGCUGCAUAUCUGGCUAAUCACUUCCCACGUAUGUCUCCUGUGGGGUUGCAGAUGCAAAGAGAGACCUACAGAUGUCUUUACCAAGUCCCGCAAGGCGGGAAGAAUCCGGCAGAGAAUUUGGACAAGACGCUUUUGACGGUUCUCCUUGUUGGCCAAACCACAGCAUGGCACGAUCCGAAGGACUUGGGUCUUGUACAUCUGAAGACUGCAAAGAGGUUAAAUCGACGGCGACUCGAGCAGCAAGGUGGUGUCGUGGAUAGCAGAGCACGUCGUCAGAAUGAGUUCUUCGAGCAGUGUAUUUUGUACUGGGACAUGCUUGCUGGAUUCGUCGAAGAGGAUAUUGAUGAGUUUGGGUUUGAAGAAUUCGAAAUUCGGGAUAUUAUUCCCUCCACGUCACCUAAAAGUGAUACCUCUGAGGAGGGUGACAAGGUGUUCCCACAUCCAUGGACGGGCAUUGCUCCUAAAGUACAGAAGCUCUUUGCCCAGGUUGGUAGGCUCAUUAGAAGCUAUCGAAAGAGCACUGCUCAAGAGGCUGGAUCUCUCGAUUUUCUAUCCCUAGAUCUCGGAUUCAACAUGGAUUUUCCACAAGACUCCGCUGCCACCAUCGAAGCAACAGCGAAAGCUUCGGCCCUCGAGGAAGAACUCCUUGCUUUCGAACCACCUUCAGCAUGCAAUCUCGUCGAUGCAGGAGAUGAAAACACCCCAGUCCACCAAUACAUCCUUUUAGCAGAAUCCUAUAAAUGCGCCGCCCUCCUCGAAAUCUACCGCAUCUUCCCAUUCAUCCUAUUCAAACGCGUCCCGUUCACUUCCAAUACAUUUGCAUCCUCCUCUGUCGACCCCGCAAUUCACAGCCUCCUUCCAAUACCAACGACCCAACCUCCUUCCGACUUCCUCAUCUCCCUCGCCAUACACACAGUUUCACUCCUCGAGAAAUUGCCUACUACAUCUGGCACGCGCUGUCUCCAACCAAUCGUGAUCCUAGCUGCUGGGUCCGAACUACGCUUCUCGCCUGCAUUAACUGCGGAUCCACUUUCUGGCUUCAUGCCUGCGACUUCGAGCUCUCUAUUCAAUAGUCUGACGAACAGAGAGGUAGAUAUUGCUUCUGCGAGGAGAUUUGUGACGACCAGGUUACAGGAAUUUCAACUUUCGUUGCCGGCGAAACCGAUUGUGAGGGCGUUGAUGUUGGUGCAGGAGACGUGGGCUAGGGCUGAUCUGGGACAGGAAGUUUUCUGGAUGGAUGUUAUGGAUGAGAUGGGUUGGAAGACUAUCUUUGGGUAA
Molecule: messenger RNA, 2090 nt
Organism: Cadophora gregata
Lineage: Eukaryota; Fungi; Ascomycota; Leotiomycetes; Helotiales; Ploettnerulaceae
Exons: 2
Coding region: 153-2090 (645 amino acids)
Biological process (GO): positive regulation of transcription by RNA polymerase II
Cellular component (GO): nucleus
Molecular function (GO): DNA-binding transcription factor activity, RNA polymerase II-specific; transcription cis-regulatory region binding; zinc ion binding
Source: RefSeq, a predicted model, not a curated record